CCAGUGUAAAGAAGUUUAAGUGACUGCUCUACUUGAUCACCAUGGUGGACACUGAAAACCAGCUCUAUCCCCUUACUCCUUUGGAGGAGGAUGAUAUAGGCAGCCCUUUAUCUGGAGAGUUCCUACAAGAUAUGGAGAACAUUCAAGACCUCUCUCAGUCUCUAGGUGAUGAUAGUUCUGGAGCUUUGAGUUUAACAGAGUUCCAGUCACUGGGAAAUGGUCCAGGAUCUGAUGGAUCUGUCAUAACAGACACCCUUUCACCAGCAUCCAGUCCUUCAUCCAUUAAUUUUGCCACAGCUCCAGGUAGCAUAGAUGAAUCACCCAGUGGAGCAUUAAACAUUGAAUGUAGAAUUUGUGGGGAUAAAGCCUCAGGCUACCAUUACGGAGUACAUGCUUGUGAAGGUUGUAAGGGUUUUUUUAGAAGAACAAUUCGUUUAAAACUCAUCUAUGAUAAAUGUGAUCGCAACUGCAAAAUUCAGAAAAAAAAUCGUAAUAAGUGCCAAUACUGUCGUUUUCAAAAGUGCCUUUCAGUUGGAAUGUCACAUAAUGCAAUACGUUUUGGACGAAUGCCAAGGUCUGAGAAGGCCAAGUUGAAGGCAGAAAUUCUGACAGGUGAAAAUUAUGUAGAAGAUUCAGAAAUGGCAGAUCUUAAAUCACUUGCCAAAAGAAUUCAUGAUGCUUACCUGAAAAACUUCAAUAUGAACAAGGUUAAAGCCAGAAUCAUCCUUGCAGGGAAAACUAGUAACAAUCCACCAUUUGUUAUACAUGAUAUGGAUACCUUGUGUAUGGCAGAGAAAACCCUGGUGGCAAAAUUGGUGGCCAAUGGUAUUCAGAACAAGGAAGCAGAGGUUCGAAUCUUCCACUGCUGCCAGUGUACAUCUGUAGAGACAGUCACUGAACUUACUGAAUUUGCCAAAUCUAUACCUGGCUUCUCCAGUCUCGACUUGAAUGAUCAAGUGACACUGUUAAAAUAUGGAGUUUAUGAAGCCAUAUUUGCCAUGUUAGCAUCUGUGAUGAACAAGGAUGGGAUGCUAGUCGCCUAUGGAAAUGGUUUUAUAACCCGGGAGUUCCUGAAAAGCCUGAGAAAGCCAUUCUGUGAUAUAAUGGAGCCAAAAUUUGAUUUUGCAAUGAAAUUCAAUGCACUGGAAUUGGAUGAUAGUGAUAUAUCCCUUUUUGUUGCUGCCAUCAUUUGCUGUGGAGAUCGCCCUGGUCUUGUGAAUGUAGGACACAUUGAAAAAAUGCAGGAGAGCAUUGUGCAUGUACUGAAACUUCAUUUGCAAACCAACCAUCCUGAUGACACCUUCCUCUUUCCGAAACUUCUCCAAAAAAUGGCUGAUCUCCGACAGCUUGUCACAGAGCACGCUCAGCUUGUUCAGAUAAUUAAGAAGACUGAAUCUGAUGCACAUUUACACCCUUUACUACAGGAAAUCUACAGGGAUAUGUAUUAAGGAUUUUUAGUAAUUUUUUCCACAAUAUUUAAAGACAAGAGCAAUACUAAUAACAGAUGGGAGCAAAACUACUUGCACAGUUAUCUGCUGUUCACUCAGCCCAGAGCAUGAAAAAUCUAAAUGCUGGGUAGCUGGAGUGUUACACUUCUUUUGGUUUGGGAUCUUUUGUCUUCUUUUGAAAGAUUUCUGCAGAAAAGUACUGAUCAUAGUGCUCAUGAAGUGUCUUAAAAUGGUUCUUUUACUUGGAAAUUUUAAGAUUGGUAAGGAAUACAUAUUUGUAUAAUAAAUCAGAAUGUCAAGUAACAGAAAUGAA
Messenger RNA from Nestor notabilis (Kea), 1761 nucleotides. RefSeq names its product peroxisome proliferator-activated receptor alpha (gene PPARA). The transcript has 6 exons. The coding region runs from base 42 to 1448 and encodes 468 amino acids. Lineage: Eukaryota; Metazoa; Chordata; Aves; Psittaciformes; Psittacidae. The record is from RefSeq and is a predicted model, not a curated record. Gene Ontology annotation, biological process: negative regulation of inflammatory response; positive regulation of transcription by RNA polymerase II; hormone-mediated signaling pathway. Gene Ontology annotation, molecular function: nuclear receptor activity; RNA polymerase II cis-regulatory region sequence-specific DNA binding; zinc ion binding. Gene Ontology annotation, cellular component: nucleus.